This is a messenger RNA of Anopheles arabiensis, 1923 nucleotides long. RefSeq lists its product as uncharacterized. The coding region runs from base 394 to 1707 and encodes 437 amino acids. Gene Ontology annotation, molecular function: nucleic acid binding; zinc ion binding. The transcript is spliced from 2 exons. NCBI's taxonomy places the organism in Eukaryota, Metazoa, Arthropoda, Insecta, Diptera, Culicidae. The record is from RefSeq and is a predicted model, not a curated record.
UGUAGGGAUCAAGAGUGAGAGAGAGAAGUUUAGCGAAAUCAGAGAGAGCGAAAAUAUUGAAACAUGCAAAAAUGAGGAUAAGAGAGGAGAGAUUGGACGAAAGCAGAGAUAGAGAUGAAGAAGGCGCGUGGAAAAGGAGACGGACGUCUACCGGUAGUUAGCGGUAGCUGGGAUCAAGAGAGAGUGAACUCCGAGAGUGAAUCGAGAGAGAGAGAGUGUGAGAGAGGGAUAGAUCGUGAGAUCAGGGAGAGAAGACAAGUCAGGCGACAGGGAGAAAUAAAGGAGCCUCGGGUCAGUCUUGUGGUUGAUCGCAAAGAGAUCGGUUGAGCGUGAAACAACAACAACAAAAAAAAAAGAAAUUGAAAAAAAAAAAAAGCCUGAUAAAUAAUUAAAAUGUGUGACGAUUACGACAAUGGCGCAUGUCGCGACAGAGAAAUAACAAAAGCGAACGUUGACGCUUUGAUUCGGGCUUUGGAGAAAGAAAAGCAGAAGAACUCCUUUUUAGAAUCACUGUUAAAGGAUGGUUGCGUGAGUUCAACGAAACGACGAAAUGACUGGAUCGAGGAACCUUCCGACAACCAAUUGUUCGAAGCUACUCCUCGUGGAUGUUCUACAUUUCUUGAUUCUGGAACACAAUCCACCAACGAGGCUUCCAUGUCGGCGUCCAUGUCUUUCGCCACAUUGCAAAUUGCCGUUUGCCAACCGAAAGACGGAAAAGAAGAAGUGGACAAGACGACAUUCGAUAGAUGGAGAGAGUUAUUUGAAGCGGCAAUGGAGUUUGCGGGAAUUACCAGUGAAACUCUAAAAAUGAAUGCCUUUAAAAUGAAGGCAGGCCCUUCACUGUUGGGCAUUCUAGAAAGUACGUCGACAAAUGAUUCAGCCAAGGAUGCGAAACUAUUUCCAUACACUAACACAAUGGAUCGAUUAGAUCACUAUUUUAAUUCCCAUUAUUACGUGUUUCGUCAGCGUCAAAAAUUACGCACGAUGAACCAAAUCAAAGGUGAAUCGGACUACCAAUUCGUAAAACGAGUGAUCGAAUCUGGGAAAUUAUGUAAUUACAAGGAGGAACAAUUAAUCGAAACAAUUGUCGACGUGAUACAGGUGCAUGCUAUUAACCCCAAAGUACGUAUGGCAGGAUGGAAAAUUCUCAAAAAACGCGGAACAAUAACAGAUCUACUGGAAAAAGUUCGAACAUGCGAAAUAGAGAAAUUUAACGAAAACGCUUUCGCUAGAGACCACAGACAAAAUGAAACUACAUUAGAGGUUUCCGCUGUGUCGCAUAACACCAACGCAAAAAUGUCUCGCACUAGGGAGUUUCAACGUGAUUAUCCCUCAUACAAACAAAAACAUUGGGGUAUGCAGGAGAAUAGAGGCUUUAGCAAAGGCGAAUUUUCAAAAUUCUCCACGAAUCGUUCAUUCGGUAUUCGUCGCAUCCUGUGUUGGAGAUGUAGCAGCAAUACACACCAGCCAGAAAACUGCUACGCAAUAGAUAAAAGAUGCCGCCGCUGCAAUGUCAUAGGACAUAUAGAACGUGCGUGCCAUCCUGAUCUCUUAAACAAUAGCAAGCGCUAUCCGACAGAUGUUGUCGAACCGGCUGUACCUAAUAAAAUUCGGAAAAUUGCUGCUAUUACGGAAAGCGGUAUUCCUGGAAAGUCGGAUCACGAGCAAACAGCCGUAAGUGAGGCUUUUCCAACCGAAUCUGAGUAGAAAUCUACUUAUUUUUGUUUACUCUUUUACUCCAUUUAUUAUUUUUUAUGUAAUACAUCAAUAUACACUUUCCUAAAUUGGCGAUGAAAUUUAGAAUGAAUUUCAAUAAACCUACUUGAUUUAAUGAAUAGAUGAACAAAUUCCUUGAAUUCAAAUAUAAUAUGCAAGUUGUGGCGUUAAAAAAAAAAAAAAAUUAAAAUAAAACAAAAAAAAAAA